AUGGCGGCUGGCAAAGCCAAGAAGAUGGCCAGGAGCCCGAAUAGCAAAGCUAAGCAGGCCAAGCCAGCUCAGUCGAGCUCGGCGACCGAGCAGCGACCUGACCAGAAUGAGGAGCUGGCCUUGGAUGAAGUUUUGGCCUUGGGUGGCACGCAGGAGGAUUAUGACUGGCUGUUGCAGGCUGGCUCAGCAGGCUCUGCUAGUGCAACCAACAAUGACCAGUCGUUCGACGCAAGCGAGGUCCAGAGCUUUUGGAAGAAUCUCGGCUUUGAUAAGCUGAAACCCCAAGACAGUGCUUUGCCCGACGCAGUUGCCGAGGCUGAAGAUGAGGUCCAAGAUGCUGCUAUGGACUCCGAUGAAGAGGAUGAGGAGGACGAUGAGGGUGACGCGGAGGACGAGCAAGAAGUCGGAACUGCAACGCGCAAGGGUGAUAACCCAGAGCACGCUGCGCUGCGUGCAGGGCUCAAUCAACUCUUGGCCAAGGGCCUCGCAGGCGCGGACGGCGACGAUGAGGAGGAAGAUGAAGAGGACGAUGAAGCCUUGGAUUUGGUGCUCAAGGAGGAGGAAGCUCCAGCUCCCGCCGUAGCCACCCAUCUCCAACGCGAUGACGCUAUGGAGGCCAAGUACGGCAGCAUUAAGCUGCUGCAGCCUCCCGCUCGCAAGGGUCUUAUCAUCGACGGUAUUGAGGCGUGGCACGCCAUUCUCGACAAGUCGGGCGCAGACGCACCUGAUGCCUUGCUGCAAACCACCAGCUCUACUACCUUCAUCCCACCCCACAUUCUCAAAGAGAUUCUGGCGUAUGCUCAGACUAUCAUGAAUAUGGAAUCAGCCACAGCCGAAGCUCGCGAGGGCAUGAAGCGCAACUCUGACUUGUCGUGGUUGAAGGAGGUCAUGACAUCGGGUACGCUUGCCGAUCGUCAAGCCGCGCUGGUGACCCGCAUCCAAGAGGACCCCGUGCACCACGUUCGCGAGUUGGACACGCUCAUGGGCAUGCUUGCCAAAAAGUCUCGACGCGAGGCUCUGUCCGCUGCUGAUUCGCUUUACGAGGCUUUCACGACAGCGCUACUUAUUCCAAACCGCAAGCUGGUGGCUGCCGAUCGCCGCCCCUGGUUUCAGCUGCUUGAACGCGGUCUGGGCUCGGGCAAGAGCUCGGGCAAGGGUGUGGACCGCAUCGUACUCCUGUGGUUUUUUGAGGACCUCAUCAAGCGCAAGUAUUUGACCUUUGUUCAGCGCCUCCAAGAUCUGGUCAACGACUCUCAGCUGCCCAUCCGUAGCAAGAUUCUGGGCAUGAUCUUUGAUCUCUUGCGCACGCACAGCGAGCAGGAGAAGAUUUUGCUCACCAGCUUGGUCUCCAAGUUGCAAGACGCCGAGCGCAAACUGGCCUCAAAGGCGGGCCAUUUUCUGCACUUGCUCAUGCAACAAUACCCGCUCAUGAAAUCUAUCGUGGCUCGGGAAGUCAAGGCUGUCCUGUUCAAGCCCAGCACAAAAGUUCGUGGCCAGUACUAUGCCAUGAACGUGCUUAAUCAGAUCGAGUUGAGCCGCAAGCAUGAUCAAAGCCUUGCCAACGAGCUCUUGGAUAUUUACUUCACAUUUUUCAAGGAGCGCUUUGCUAAACACGCCACCGGUAGCGAUGACGAGGAAGAUGACCAUAGUCGGCUUUUGGCAGCCCUGCUCACGGGCAUCAAUCGCGCCUACCCCUUCGGCAACCUGGACGCUGAGAAAAUUCAAUUCUAUGCAGACGACCUCUUCCGCAUGUGCCACGUGGGCUCCUUCAACUGCAGCAUCCAGGCCCUCAACCUGCUCUUCCAAUUUAUGGACUCACACCAAGCUGUGUCGGACCGUUUCUACCGUACACUUUAUGCAACCCUACUCGAUACGCGCUUGCCCAAGAGUUCGAAAAAGGCCAUGUACCUCAAUCUGCUCUUUCGCGCGCUCAAAAAUGACCCCAUGGUCUCACGACUCAAGGCGUUUGUCAAACGUUUGAUGCAAACGGCCAUGACUAUGAAUGCCGCAUUCAUGUCCUCGGCGCUGGUCAUCUUUGCUGCGCUUGUCAAGGAAAAGCCAUCGCUCCGCACCUUGUUGGAAGCGGAAGUCGACGAUGAUAGCGAUGAUGAACGACUUGGCGACCGGUUGUCGGAUGAUGACACCCAAACCGUCGUAUCCAGCACGACUGCCGUCAACGGUGACGAGGGGCAGCAAGAAGAAGCAGAAGAAGAAGAAGAAGAAGAAGAAGAAGAAGAAGGACCCGAAAGCAACGCCGCUUUUCCUCACAGCAAUUUUGUGGCCCCAGAGCAACGGCAGACCCUUCGCCGACAGUCAGGCUAUGACCCUCUCAAGCGUGAACCCUUGUAUGCCGGUGCUGAACUCUCGUCUCUCUGGGAGCUCGCCUUGGCGCAAAACCACUUUCAUCCGACCGUCACCGCUUUUGCUGAUAAGACUCUGCGUGGCCUAAAACUCGACUACAACGGCGACCCACUUCAGGACAUGACCUUGAUCAAAUUCUUGGAUCGCUUUGUCAACAAACAGCCUAAGAAGGUCAAGGAUGGCCGCAACGUGUCGAUUAUGCAGCCGCUGAGUGCUCUUGACAAGCAACAGGGCCAAAAGUUGAUCAAGGCCGAGGAACUCCUUCAGAAAUCCUUGAAUGAGGUUGCCCCCGAGGACAGAUUUCUUUAUCACUUUUAUCAGAUGAAGGGCGUGCACGGACGCGCCAAGCGCAGCAAGGGACCAAUGGAUGAGUUUUUGCUCGACGCCCUGGAGCCCGAAGAGCGAGAUUUUGCUGCCGCUUUCGGUGUCAAGGGCACUGGUGAGGAUGAGGAGGAGGAUGAAGACUUUGAUGACAUCGACGAUGAUGACGAGAACGAGAAUGACGAUGAGGAGGAAGCAGAGGAUGAGUUCUCUCGUGCGAAGAGUAUGCCCGAGUCCGCUGCGUUGGACCUUGACGCAUACCGAGCAGCGCAGAAGGAACAAGGCGCUGAUGCCAGUGAUGACGAGUAUCUCUACGACUACGACGAUUUGCCAGGGCUCGAUGAUGACGGCCUAGUCGAGGACCCUGUGGAAGGUGCUGAGGAUGAGGCCGAUGAUGAUGCUUUGGAGGCGCAGAUGGAAGCUGACCUCUUGCGUGAAUUUGAUGACGACAGUGAUUUGGAUGACGAUGAUGAUGCCUUUGGUGAUGACGACGAUGAAGACGAUGGUGGAGCCGCAGAGGGUUCGUCAGGAGCAUCCAUGUUUGCCUCGGCAGAUGAGUUUGCUCAGCUCUUGGAAGACGACGAUCGAGGCCAGCUGGCACAGGAGCGUGUACAAAAAUUGCGCGAGCAAGUGCUCGGUAGUCGUGCGCGCCGCGGCAAACGCCCCGGAGGAGGAAGUGCCGGUGGCAGUGGUGGUAGCGCUGGUCACGGCCGUGCCAAGCGUAGCGCCAACUCCAAGGCAUCGGGGGGUGGUAAGCGGGCUAAGCGUGGCGGUCGCAAAUAG
This is a messenger RNA of Monosiga brevicollis MX1, 3465 nucleotides long. RefSeq lists its product as uncharacterized. The transcript is spliced from 16 exons. The coding region runs from base 1 to 3465 and encodes 1154 amino acids. NCBI's taxonomy places the organism in Eukaryota, Choanoflagellata, Craspedida, Salpingoecidae. Gene Ontology annotation, cellular component: nucleus. The record is from RefSeq and is a predicted model, not a curated record.